AUGAAGCAGAGCUCCAUCUAUGUUUCCAUAAUAUCCGAGCAGUUGAAGAGGUAUCGGGCAAAGGAGCUUGCCAAGGGGGGGGAGCCGCAGACCUCGACCUCGACCUCGACGGCUGCUACCACCACCAACGGAAAGGGAAAUAAGAAGACCAAGGGUAAGGGUAAGGCCAAGGCCAAGAAGGGAGGAGCGAAGAAUGCUACCAUCGAUUCGUUUUUCGGGAAUACAGCUGGGCCUGUCGGCGCGGCCGCCACAUCGGCGGCGCUGGCGGCUGCGGCAUCAGAUAACGACGGUGAGAAGUUGGGACAACAUAAGGAGUUGAGGUCCGCUCGGCAGCCGAAGUUGAUCACUGGCGGGAUCAUGAAGGACUAUCAGCUUGAAGGUCUGGAGUGGCUGAUCACUUUGUACGAGAACGGUCUCAACGGUAUCCUUGCGGACGAGAUGGGCCUCGGAAAAACGCUCCAGACAAUCAGCUUCCUCGCGUUCCUGAGGGAAAAGGGGAUCAAGGGUCCAUUUCUGGUGGUCGGACCGGUUAGCGUUCUUUCCUCCUGGGUCGACGAGAUCGCUAGAUGGGCGCCGGACAUGCCAGCUCUGCUCUACCAUGGCAACCCGAAGGAACGUGCGGAGCUUCGCCGCACCCAUAUGAGCAAGAACCUGAUCGCCUCCGGAGAGUUCCCGAUCAUCUGUACGAAUUAUGAGAUGAUCAUCCGUGACAAACCCGUCCUCAGCCAGUACCAGUGGAAGUACGUCAUUAUCGACGAGGGGCACAGACUCAAGAACAUGAACUGCAAGCUCGUGAAGGAGCUCAAGACGUAUACAUCCUCGAACCGUCUUCUCCUAACGGGUACACCUCUACAGAAUAACCUCUUAGAGCUCUGGUCCUUGCUCAAUUUUCUCAUCCCCGAAAUCUUUGAUGAUUUCUCUCACUUCGAGAAUUACUUUGAUUUUAGCAAAAUCCAAGAUAAGGACAAAGCCGCGCAUGCGGCGUUCAUGAAGGAAAACGAAGAGACGAACCUAGUUGGCUCGUUACAUGCGCUUCUCAAGCCCUUUCUCCUGAGGAGGGUGAAAACGGAUGUGGAAACGGAUCUGCCGCCGAAGAAGGAGUACAUCUUGUACGCGCCGCUGUCUCCGUUGCAGAAGGGCCUCUACGGAGCGUUGUUGGAGCAUAGAGCCGUCGAAUUUUUGACGGACCUAAUCCUCAACAAGGACAAAGUCACCUACGACUCGUCUACCAAGAAGCGCAAACUUGUCGAAGGCCAAAACGGAUCUACCCCCAAGAAGACCAAGACGGAGUCCUCGGUCCUUGUGGAGGGAAAGCGUACGCGCAAGGCCGUUUGUUAUCGAGAGGACGUACCGUUCAGCGAAUGGUAUACCGCAUUCGAGAAAGAGGGUAAUGCUUCUACUGAAGAGGAUGAAGUGGUUCCGGAGAUGUCUGAGCAUCAGAAGGCCGUUAUGACUUCCCUCCGCGAGGUUGGGAAUAAGAAGUUGCAGAACAUGAUCAUGCAGCUUCGUUUGGUGUGCAACACGCCCCACCACUUCUUCUGGCCCUUCCAUGAUAAGCCAGUCCCGGACAAAACCUUGGUCACUUCCAGCGGGAAGAUGAUGCUCCUGGAGCGUCUGGUUCCCGCUCUCAUUGAGCGCGGGCAUAAGAUCCUCAUAUUCAGCCAAUUCAAGGCCAUGCUCGAUAUCAUUCAUGAUUGGGCUGAGCUUUUACAUGGUUGGGAAGUGUGUCGUCUCGAUGGUGCGGUUGCGCAGGUGGACCGCCGUGCCGCCAUUAAACGCUUCAAUACUGCAGAAUCAGCCAAGUUGUUCCUGUUGACGACCCGUGCCGGUGGUCUCGGUAUCAAUCUUACGAGUUCGGACACGGUCAUCCUUUUUGACAGUGACUGGAAUCCCCAGAUGGACUUACAGGCUCAGGACCGCGCCCACCGCAUCGGCCAGACGAAGCCCGUCGUCAUCUACCGGUUUGCGACCGCGAAUACCGUCGAGCAGACUCUUCUGGACAAGGCUGAUGGCAAGCGUCGCCUCGAGAAGCUAAUCAUCCAGAAGGGCAAAUUCAAGAGCUUUUCCAAGGACGCUUCUAAAGACGACGCCGAGGCUUUGGAUUCGCUUAUUCUGAAAGAGGAUUUCGAAAAGGUCACAGUGGUCGAAGAGGGAGAUCAGAUACUCUCGGACGCGGAACUCGAAGCGUUGCUCGAUCGUUCCCCGGAGGCUUUUGCUAAGGAUGCUGUCGAGAGCAAGGCCCUCAAGGUUGUCUAG
Messenger RNA from Tricharina praecox, 2256 nucleotides. RefSeq names its product SNF2 family N-terminal domain-containing protein. Gene Ontology annotation, cellular component: nucleus. Bases 1 to 2256 code for a protein of 751 amino acids. The transcript has 4 exons. Gene Ontology annotation, molecular function: ATP-dependent chromatin remodeler activity; ATP binding; DNA binding. The record is from RefSeq and is a predicted model, not a curated record. NCBI's taxonomy places the organism in Eukaryota, Fungi, Ascomycota, Pezizomycetes, Pezizales, Pyronemataceae.